Molecule: messenger RNA, 681 nt
Organism: Fusarium oxysporum Fo47
Lineage: Eukaryota; Fungi; Ascomycota; Sordariomycetes; Hypocreales; Nectriaceae
Exons: 3
Coding region: 1-681 (226 amino acids)
Source: RefSeq, a predicted model, not a curated record
AUGGAGACCUCUCAAGAAACCGAAGAAUGUGUCACCAUCAUCCCUGACGGGGAUGUCGUCCUUGUGCUGGGUAAGUCCAGGACAGCGGUUGAGAUCACUGCUUCAUUAUUGAAGCAUAUAUCACCCGUCUUCGAACGGAUGCUGGUCCUACCGAUACUCGAAGGCGAGGCGGUCCGUUCCUUUGAUGGAACGGAACCGGCCGCCAUCGAGCUUCCGGCGGAGCAGCCCGGCGCAAUGAUAACUGCGCUCCGGGCGCUCUAUGGGUCAGACCCCGAGUGCCUCACUGCAGAGCCUCGGGACAUCCGAGCCGUGUCUGUCCUGGCAGACAAGUAUGACAUGGUGCAGAGGUUCCGUCCGAUGGCGGCCAUUUGGCUAGGGUACCCAGCGGCAACAACAAGCCAGCCAGACCACCAGGCCGCCUACCUUUUUCGAAUAGAGAAGGAGUUCUUCGAGAUAAGCAGGUUUUUUAUUCGAAACGAUGCCCCUGUUCUAAAGUAUGCCCUGGGAACGCCCGACGAGCACCUUGGUCCGAAGUUGGGCAUGGCCAUCGAAUCUGUGCGGCUCGCAAACUUCACCAACCACGUGGAUAUUGGUCUCUGUCUUGGAUUCUUUUCCACAGCCCAGGACAACUUCGUUGAACGACAGCCCGGUUGUCGCUUCACAACGCGGCAUCUGUGGUAA